Molecule: messenger RNA, 948 nt
Organism: Phaeoacremonium minimum UCRPA7
Lineage: Eukaryota; Fungi; Ascomycota; Sordariomycetes; Togniniales; Togniniaceae
Product: putative splicing factor spf30 protein
Exons: 3
Coding region: 1-948 (315 amino acids)
Biological process (GO): negative regulation of DNA-templated transcription
Molecular function (GO): DNA-binding transcription factor activity
Source: RefSeq, a predicted model, not a curated record
AUGAGCGAUCAGCUGGCGGCCUUUGAAGAGGACCGGAAGCAGUAUCAGGAGCAGCUCGACAUAGUCUACGCCUCCCUGAAAGAUGACCCCGGAAACGCAGAGCUGCUCGGCCUCAAGGCCGAGCUCGACGACAUGGUCAAGCUGAUCGACGAGUCCAUCGCGGAGCUGAAGCCGAAGCAGGCAGCGCCGAAGCCGGCACCCGCCAAGAAAGCCGCGCCGCCGCCGCCGCCGGUCGAGGAGAAGUGGUCGCGCGAGAACCAUCCGGCGUUCAAGAAGGCGGCGCAGGAGGAGCGCGAGCGCGAGCUGCGGGAGGCCGAGGCCAACGCGCCCGUCUCGUACCAGGUCAACGACACCGUCCUCGCCAAGUGGGUGUCGGGCGACAAGGGCUUCUACCCGGGCCGCAUCACCUCCGUGACGGGCUCGUCGACCGCGCCCAUCUACACCGUCAAGUUCAAGAGCUACGACACCGUCGAGACGCUGCGCGCAAAGGACAUCCGCCCCGUGUCGAACAAGCGCAAGGCCGAUGGCAGCAGCACGGCGGCGAGCGGCGGCGGAUCGUACGGAUCCACGAGCAACACCGGGUCUUCCCAGGCGACGCCAGUCAUACAGUCGCCCAGCGGCGGCACCCCGACAAACGGUAUCGUCUUGCAGGCACAGCCGAGUGUGUAUCCGCACGCGGAGCAGGCGAAGGCUGCGGAUGGCAAGGAGGACGCGCCCGUGAAGAAGUUCAAGAAGAUCAAGGCCAAUAAGGAGCUCGAGGCCGGCAAGAACAAGUGGCAGGAGUUCAGCACCAAGGGCAAGUUUGGCAAGACGGCGAAGAAGGACAGCAUGUUCCGCACGCCUGAGGGCGCUCACGGAAGAGUUGGAUUCACAGGAUCUGGUCAACCUAUGCGCAAGGAUCCCACCAGGAGUCGUCACAUCUACCAGCAGAACGAGGAAUACGACUGA